This is a messenger RNA of Capsicum annuum, 1316 nucleotides long. RefSeq names its product epoxide hydrolase 4. The transcript is spliced from 4 exons. The record is from RefSeq and is a predicted model, not a curated record. Gene Ontology annotation, molecular function: catalytic activity. Lineage: Eukaryota; Viridiplantae; Streptophyta; Magnoliopsida; Solanales; Solanaceae. The coding region runs from base 147 to 1145 and encodes 332 amino acids.
AUAACAACACAACACCUACCCUUCCAACUUCUUAGUUUAAAAAUCUCCCUUUUCUCUCAUUUCUUCCACCACUUCACCUCAUUCCUUGAUUCCUCCAUACACAUAAUUCAUAAACAAUUCGAAAAAAAGAACCGAGAAACUAAAAGAUGGUGAACUUGGUAGCAGCACAAAAGCCAUUGUUACAUGGCCUAAUGAAACUGGCCGGAAUAAAACCUCAUAGUAUACAAAUAGAACCAGGAACCAUUAUGAGCUUUUGGGUUCCUUCUGAAACCAUAAUACAAAAAACAAAGAAAAACAAGAAAAGCACAACCACUACUCCUUUCUCCAACAAUCAAUGUGCCAUUUCCCCUAAAUCCACAACCAAACCUGACCCAAACAAACCCGUAGUCGUACUAAUCCACGGCUUCGCUGGUGAGGGAAUCGUCACGUGGCAAUUUCAAAUAGGUGCAUUAACUAAAAAAUACUCCGUUUACGUACCUGACUUACUUUUCUUCGGGAAUUCAAUAACCGAUAAAUCAGACCGAUCACCGGGUUUUCAAGCGGAGUGUUUGGGAAAAGGUUUAAGGAAACUGGGAGUGGAGAAAUGCAUAGUGGUUGCGUUCAGUUAUGGAGGAAUGGUGGCAUUUAAGAUGGCGGAAAUGUUUCCAGAUUUAGUGGAAGCACUAGUUGUAUCUGGUUCCAUAUUGGCGAUGACUGAUUCGAUUAGUACGACGACGCUUAAUGGAUUGGGGUUUUCGUCUUCUUCAGAGCUGUUGAUGCCUACUUCUGUUAAGGGACUCAAGGCACUGCUCAAAGUUGCUGCUUAUAAGAAGCUUUGGUUCCCUGAUCGCCUUCAUAAAGAUUUUCUCGAGGUCAUGUUCACCAACAGAAAGGAGAGAGGAGAGCUGCUAGAAGGCUUGGUGGUGAGCAACAAAGAAGCAACUAUUCCAAAUUUUCCACAGAGAAUACAUCUCCUCUGGGGUGAGAAUGAUCAAAUUUUCAAUUUGGAGCUUGCUCAGAACAUGAAACAUCAACUAGGUGAAAGGACUACAUUUCAUGGCAUAGACAAGGCUGGCCAUCUGGUUCACCUAGAACGGCCUUGCGUUUACAACAAGUGUCUCAAGCAGUUCCUUACUUCCCUGCAUGCAGAAAAAGUUCAGAAGUGAAGGACGUACCACAGAGUUCACCAUCUAAUAUCAUGUAACUUUUUGUCUAUGGAAAAGAAAAAAACUUCGUCUUUUCUCCGUAAUAUUAGUUACUAUGUAACUUGGGGUUCAGAAUUUGAAAUUGCUGUCUUAGUACAAAUAUAUACAGAUCGAUAUAUAUUGCAAAUUGCA